Centropristis striata (black sea bass) is the source of this 2295-nucleotide messenger RNA. RefSeq names its product serine/threonine-protein phosphatase 4 regulatory subunit 2-A-like. Bases 120 to 1361 code for a protein of 413 amino acids. The record is from RefSeq and is a predicted model, not a curated record. Gene Ontology annotation, biological process: protein dephosphorylation. The transcript has 9 exons. Gene Ontology annotation, molecular function: protein phosphatase regulator activity. Lineage: Eukaryota; Metazoa; Chordata; Actinopteri; Perciformes; Serranidae. Gene Ontology annotation, cellular component: nucleus; cytoplasm; protein phosphatase 4 complex.
UGAUCGCGAAUACGUCAUGUCAGACAUGCGCAGUUGUCGCUGCCACCAGCUUUGUUGGGUUGCUACAUGCUACUGCUAACUAGCAAGCAAGUAUUUCCUGCCUGUGAGUGGACACAGCUAUGGACAUCGACGCGUUAUCGGAGGCGUUUCAAGAAUUUGAGAAGAAAGGCAAGAAAGAAACCUGUCCUCAACUAGAGCAAUUCUUGUGUCAUGUUGCCAAGACGGGGCAGCCACUGAUCUCAUGGUCACAGUUCAAAAAGUACUUUGUGUUCAAGUUGGAAAAAGUCAUGGAUGAUUUCCAAGCUUCAGCACCAGAACAUCGAGCGCCACAUAAUCCCAACGUAGAGUAUGUUCCCUUUGAAGAGAUGAAGACGAGGAUCUUAAAAAUAGUGGAUGGCUACAAUGGAAUCCCAUUCACCAUCCAGCGUCUAUGUGAACUCCUCACAGACCCAAAGCGCAACUAUACAGGAACAGACAAGUUUCUCAUGGGUUUAGAGAAGAAUGUUAUGGUCGUCAGCUGUGUGUACCCCACAUCAGAGAAAAAUGGGGCAUCCAGUGUAAACAGAAUGAAUGGAGUGAUGUUUCCUGGUAACUCUUCUCUGUAUUCAGACAGUAGAUAUCUAAAUGGACCAGACAUACCAAAAUCGCUCACCAGACCAAAGCUGUCAUUGGCGUCUUCACUUUCUACCAACGGGCUCCCUGACUGCACAGUCAGUAAAGAGCCAGAGCCGACCACAGAGGAGGUGGAGGAUCACCAUACCAGUGAUUCCUCGUCAUCAUCAGAGGGUGAAAUUUCACCAAACAGCGGGAUAAAGAACAAACACCCUGAGGAGGAGGAAGAGGAGGAGGAUCCUGAUGCUGGCAAGCAUGAGGUCAAGAGGCCCAAGCUUGACGAAAAAGAGGAGGAUAAAACAGAAAGUGAAGAAAAUGAGUCUUGUAGUAAAGGGCCAGAGAGCUCGCCAGAGACACCACAGUCAUCAGAAGAAUCUUGUCGCCAAGAGUACAAAAGUGGAACAUCUUGUGACACAACUGCUAUUUCAGAGGAUCACGAGCCCAGCAGCACACAGACAGAGCCUUCUGAAAGGGAAGAGGACUUGUCAGAGACGGGGGAUGCAGAUAGUCUGGAGAAGGACAGCACGGAGGAUCAACCUGAGCAGCCUGCUCCAUCAGAGAAGAGUACAAGCUUUGAGCAGGACAAUGGGGAGAGCAGCAGCAGCAGCAGCAGUAGCAGUGAUGGAGAAGGAUUACCCAGCGACAAGCAGCUUCCCUCUUCUAGUAGUUCACCUGACGUGUCAACAGAGGGCGAUGCUGACAGUUCAAACAGCGCUAAGACUGCAAUAGAGCCUGAGGAACAUGACUAACGUGAAGCCCAGCCUGCCAACUGACUUUUUUUUACACUGUAUGAUACCACACCAAGGGUAUAUCUGUAGCACUGUGGACCUCUGGACUUCAAGACCAGGAGCGAUGUGAACCUCAAGAUCCCUCAUGGAAGGAUCUUUUUGUCCUCUUCACUUUCAACUACCCGAGUCCACACAUCGCCUGGUCUUUAAACUGGAAGGAAAUGAUUUAAAAAUGACAGAAACUCUGCUUUUUUUCACUGUUGACUAAAACUUUUUCUAAUCUCUUUUUCCCUGGUUUUUAUAUGAGCGCUAUAAUUUGACCUUGAUAACUGAUAAAUUCAGCCAUUUCACUUUUCUUAAAUCAUUUGCCAUGUAUUUUCAAAAAGAUACAUUUCACAGUUUGAGUUUUGGCCUAAGCAAUUGUUUUGUUGACUAUUUUUCUGAUGAAUUUGUGUCUCCUGUUAAUUGAGGACACAUGCCAUUAAGAAUGUGAAACAACACUUCACAGACGUCUGUUUGCUUUUUCUAUGAAGAACAUAGCAUCAAAUGUAUUUCUUAUUAAUAUUAUAUUGCACUUGCUUUCAUUUACCCUUUGGAGGAUGUGGAAAUAUCACAGUUUUGCUUUGUCAUGGUAUGAAGCCAAUAUAAACGCAAUGUUGCCAGUAGUAACCAGUUUGUUAAAUAGAGUAUUGGUUUGGCUUGAGGGGAAGCCAUUUCUGCAUCAAAAUCUGUCAAUAGAACACAAGGUACUUUUACACUUUCUGUAUGUCAUACCUUAGUUGUACAAAUGUCCCUUUUGAUAGCUUGGAUUUUUACAGUAAGCGUCUGUAAAUCAGUUUUUGUAGACUUGUAAUACAUGUCAACUCCCUUCGUAAAACUGAUCAUGGCUGGAAAUUGAAUGCUUGAGCUUGUAUCAUGGUAUUCAUGGAAAGCAAUAAAUGAUAAAAAAAAAAAA